AUGGCUGCACACAUGUGGAGAAUGAAUGGGCUCUGGGGAAGGAUGGCAGGAAUCCUGGUGCUCUGCACUCUGUUGCUCAGCAGUGAGUACUCCUCUAAUUAUCGCUUAUAGUAUCUGCUUUUAUGUGUUUAAUUCACUCCAAAAAGAAAGAUUGAAUUCGGCUGUUUCUUUGUUUAUCCCUCCAAAUUCCCUCCGUCAGAGUGUUUACAUCAACAGUAGUUUUUACAAACCACUCGGGGGGGGGGGGUUGCUUUGAUGUGCUCUAACUCGAGGUUUCACGCAGGGGCAUGGUUAGUGGCCGCAGACACAAAGAGUCUGCUCAGGAGUGGAAAGUUGCAGUUGAGGAUAAUUAUGCUUUACAUCCUGAAGUGCAUCUGGGUGGGGCUAAUAUGUGUUUGAAUGUGGGGUGAAGGAAUCCAAACCCCACACAGGCUGAAAAAAAACUAACUUCAUGACUUUAAAAACUACCUGGAAACUACUCCGGUUAGUCAAAAAGAGAUUUAAUGCACAUUGGAGUGUCUGAAAGCUGCAUUCAUGACUUAACUGAUGUGAAAAAUAGUGCCAUUAAUUAUGUUUCUACAUAGAUGUAAGAGGAUUUAGAGGGUGCGCCCAUUUAGUGCCAUGUUAUCUUGUGUUUUGCAAUUAUUAACCUCACAUUAUCAAGAUCCACCCUUCUUUUAUGGACGUUAUGUUAGUCCUCAUACCAUAAAUCAGUGCACUUUAAGUAGUUUUUAAGUGCUUAAUAGAUAAAGAAGAGAUUUUGUAGUUAGGACGAGUGCAAGUCUACAAAACAGUGAUUCAUUCCUACUCUAUGUGAAGUAAACAAGACCAGGACCCAUCCCACUUUAAUGAUCAUCCCUGUAAUGUUUAUGAUAUGAUUUUUGGUUUAAGGUGAAGAAACUCCAAGAAAUUUUAUCCCAGUUAGGGUUAGGGUUCUCCAAAGUUAUCAAGCAAGUUUGGGGACAAACAUCUGGCUCCACGGGAACAUUGAGGGGACCCGCCUUCCUUUUGGGACAAAUACUCAGAACUUUGGUUGAGGUUGAAGUUAGGCUGGGUCUCCAAGAAAGAGAUGCUAGACAAUGUUUGGUCCCCUGAAGAAUUGUAAACAAGAUUGUGUGUAUUUUGAGGGGGUAAAAAUCUAGUUGCACACUGACAUUGUAGGGUUACACCUUCCAUUUUGGGGCAAUUAUAUCAAGGUUUGGUCAAGAUAGCGGUGGUAAGAGUCAAGGUAAAAUAAGGUCUCCAGAAGGAAAAUGCCAGCCAAUGUGUGGUCCCCUUAAGAGCUGUAAACAAGAUCGUGUGUGCAUAUUAAUUUUAAUCGUUCAGGGUUUAUCCAUCUUCUUUUUAGGGACAAAAACAUCGAUGUUUAGUUACUGAAGAGGAGGUUAUACUCGGAGGAUUAGCAGGAUGGGAUGUUUGUAAAUAUAAGGUCCCCCUGAGAGACAUAAACAGAACUGUGUGGGUGUGUUUGAGCGUUUGAGCGUGUUUUGGGGACAAAAAUGGCUUUCCAUCCUCCCUUUGGAUACAAAUCCAUCAAGGUUUCGAUAAGGUCGUAAGGAGUUAUCGUCAAUGUUUGGCUACGUCUCUUGGGAGAGAAUAUAGGUCAAUUUAUGGUCCCCUGAUGAGACGUAAACACGACUCUGUGUGUAUCUGUGUGUUUGUGGACAGGCUGGGUCGUCCACUCCGAAUCACUCUGAGGGUUGAUGCUAAUUGCAGGGUGAUGUAUGGCUUGGACGGUGUUGCCGUCUCGCCGCUUGUAAAGCAGGACUACUUCUGCUUAAGCUCCUCGGUGUGACGACUUCUGCAGAAACUCCGUUUGGGGCUCUGCCAUGUACGGGCACGGGGGCUGUAAAUAUUUGGAGUGACCUCGGGAAGAUGAGGAGGAGGAUCCCAGACUGAUGAAAAUAACCAGACUUACUUUAAAAGGGAAAAAAAUCAUGAGGUGGCGGAACAUGUUGGUAGUUUGCGCAAUAAAAGCGCAACCGCAUAGCGUCUGCAUCAGCAGCUCAACAGACGGUAAUUAGAUUUACAUGGAAAUCUAAUCAUCACUCUGAAUACGCCCCACCAAGAAAUUUUAAUUCCCAACGAUAAAUGAGUGAUGCAUUCUUUAUUUAUUAUCAAACUCAUCCCUAUUUCCCAUUAAGAAGCUUUUCUUCUUAAAGGUUACACCCAUGCCUUCCUCGCCUUUUGCCGUAUUUGCAUUUCCUCCACACCAGCAGCAUUUUAACGAUGAAUAAUUUACAUUAGUACAAACUUUCUUGCCUCCUAUUUAGCAUACAGCUUCUGAUUUCUACUUAAGGAUCAUCACAUGGGUGUCGCCUCAACUCCCUGACCUCCUCCUCAGAUCUUUACCACAUCCAGCAGAAGUCCUCCUAUCGCACAGACCUGCUACAUGCUUGACGCUCAACUGGCGCCGUGGUGCGAAUGUGCAGAGGCAUGAUCGCAUAAAGCUCCAAAAAGCAACGUCGGAGCACAUUUUCGAUGCAUGCAGAUUUUUAUUGCAUCCACAUCCUGUCAGUGAUAUCGUGCUGAGUCGCUCAUCUGCAUUUCCGGGGCAGCUAUUUUUGUUUUUCAUUUCUGAUGCGUUUUGCGUCACCGACCGAGUCAUAAGACACAAUCUGUGUCCUCGUUGACAAUAUAUGAUUAUGUUUCUGCGGCGGUGUACGGGUCAGAGGUCUUGCCUGGGUGACCUGAAUAUUCAGUCAGACAUUUUUAAAGUUUCAUGCUUCAUUCUGGAUGCCUGUAUCCAAAUAAAGAGGCCUUUGUCGAGUCACUCUUUCCUGAUUAAUGCGGGGGAGUUUUACUGCUGCACAGCCUUGUUGUGUCUCGUUCCCAGUGUGAAAUCGUCCCGGAUCACGGGGCUCGAUCAAUGCCACAUUAGAUUUGGUGGCAGUGAUGUCAUGAGGGCAAACGGACAAGGCUGCUGACCGUAAGCCUGUCCUGCAACAAAGCAGAGAGGAUCUAUGAAGUCUUUAUCUACUUGUAAAGCAAAGAAACUCAUAAAGUGGCAUCGAAAUAAUGACACAUCAGAGUUUGCAAAGUUUUGCAAACAGUUAAUAUAGCUGCAAAUCAAAUCUGCAAAAAUUCAUCUUUGAGAGAGAAAAUGAGUCUCAAACAGACAAUCUGCAAUCCUUUCAUCUGCUUUCACAACAAAUGCACGUGUUUGCAAGAGUAGCCACAGUGCUCAUGGGAAAUGCAGUCCUCACAGUGUUUUUAAGCUUCAGCUGAGUGUGCAGAUUUCCUUGGAAGAUUGUCAGGCAUGCUCAGCAUCUUUUACAGUUUGGAAAAUAUUGUUUCUGACCAAAAACAGCCUUGUUGCCGAAUACAUUGCAAAGAAAAUCUACCUAAAUUUUUCAAAUACUCAACUUUGAGAACUUUGAUUUUUAAGGAGGGUCAGAUUGAAAUCAUAAAAGUCUUUCUAAAGUUGCGGCAAUUCCAGUGAUUCUGUAAUUUAGUCUAGAUGGUUAUCAAACUUGAUCUUCUUCUCGUCUUUGUGUUGCGUUAAAAUAAAACAUUUUUAAUAUCCCUGCUUGCCUGAAGUCUGUCCUUAUGCAACGGCAUGAGCAUUGUCAACAACUAAUCAGGGCUCUUUCUGGUACCAAGCAGGAAGCAAAACAAACAAACAAACAAAAAGCAAAUGCCCAUUCUGAGCAGUGGCACAAAUCACCUACUCUCUUCCAGCAGCCGCUUGUUUGUAGCGAGACCUCAGGCGUAUUGCUAUCAUGCGGUCGUCACUAAAGUUGGUAAAACUAGAGAGGCAAACGGUCGACAACAUUCAUCUCUGGAGGGAGUGUCUCACUCUGUGUUACGGUGUGUUUGACCCUAAAUUAAUUAUACGCCGGAAUAUCCCUUUAAAAGGUUCGUUAGCUAGCUGCAGUUCACUCUCAAGAGCUGCUCUAUUGUGGUACAAAAAUCCACUUUCCAGAUCUGGCUGCAUCGCUCCCUCUGUGUCUUCUCAUGCAUGCAUGUCUGCAUCAAGUAACCAAAGUUCUGCACCUUUAAAACUUCUAACAUCUGCAGAGGAGUUCAUAUUUUUAAAAGAGAGAGAGAGCAGUGAGUGAGAGGAGGGUGGGGACACAGGAUGAGAGACUUUGUUGUCCUUGGUUCGUAAAUGUGUUUAUCUUUACAAACAUUCCCGUCAGAUAUAAGCAGCCAUGACUCCCUGGCAAAGAGAUCCAGUUUAUGCUCUCGCUUCCCAUGGCUGUCAUUCAGAAGUUAUGCAGGCGUGCAAAUAUGCAGCGCUGCAAUGGGCAUGGGCUGCGAGUUAGAUGAUGUCAUUCAGCGCCUCUUGGAGUAUGUUAUAAACUCUCUCUAAAGAUUUCAGAGGGGGGAAAACCCGAGCUUUUUCAAUCUGCCCCGAAGAAAGGGAAAAACAUCUUGCAUUUCUCAUUCGGGCUUUUCAUCCAUUCUGACUUGUUUCUUUUGUGAUGGCGGGGGCCUCCAGGCGGAGCUGAACGAGCUGUGACAAUUGCUGUUAGAAUCCAACCACAUUAAACCAAGAUGUUUGCUCGCGGUUGGGAGAUUCCAAAUUUGCUGUGCAUGUUUCCCUUCAUGCAAAAAAAUAAUCUAUGCUUUGUAGAAAUCCUAAGAAAUCCUGACAUCAUGCAGACCAUUCAGGAUCAGACGAACCGGACUGAGCGAAUGCAGAAGAUAGAAAAAGACAGAAGACCUUUAAGACUAAUUGAUUUUUAUAGAAAAUGUCACUUUCAGGAUAAAUAUCCAGCAUUGCAAAGUUUUUAUCUUUCUCUUUCCAACACAAACAUAUUGCCGCUCUGUUUCCCAUGGCCUUCAGCGAUCAUCCAGCAUUCCUCCCAUCCCAAGCUGUGAUGUUAAAGUCGGAUUCACGUCAUCCUCAGGAGGGCGUGGGCCUCCCUUUACGUAAGCCUUUGGCAGAUAGCGCUCUUAUGUCAGUGCAGGGUGUGUGUGUCCACUCGGGCCUUAAGCGAUGGCUGAAGAGCCACGUGAGCCGGCUGAGUAAUUAAACCUGGAGACUGUGUUCUGUCAGAGCGCCAACGCUUCGCUGAUUCCCGCGCGUGAGCGAGCCGAAAUCAUUAAAACCGUUUUAAACAAACCGGUGUCCGCUCUGUUCGCUCCUCCGCUAACAAGUACAAUCACAACAACAAUGAAAGAGCUUUUUUAGGUGUUUUUCUCUCUAAAUUAUCUCCAAUUUACUCCAAGAAAAACACUUUAGUCGUAUGAAAACAAAGCCACCGCCGCUGCCGACUAAAUGAUCAUCCAGGAGAAGGAGUUGACUCGGAGAAAUAGAUUGUCUAGCAACAAUAUUUACCUAGUGGAACAGUCUUAAUGAGAAGCAGACGCCGAGUUAGCGUUCAAAUCUUCCUUUUCCAAUUACUGCUGUUCUGGUGAGCUUAUUGUUCCUUGUUCCCCUGGCGCCCUGCUGCACUUUUACAGCUGUUGCUUUUUACCAGCAUAUAGGCGGUAUUAGAAAAAAAAAAAAGAAAGAAAGAGAGAAAAACCUCUUCUCUGGUUUCUGCAGUCCCUGAAAAUUUGGCGGGACAAGCAGCAGCGAGGCGGAGAAACUCCAGAUAUGGCCGCUCAGAUUGAAAUCACCCCCAUGCUCGGCUCUAAUGAGGAGCCUGAAGAUCUCUGCAGAUUCCAAAACAAGAACUUGGACGUCCUCUGUGCUCAUUGUGUCAUCUGUGCUUUUUCACGCUGGCUCGUUGAUCCUUCGCGCGCUGAUUGAUCCAAGAUUAUGACGACGUAAAGCCGAACACCAGCGAAAAAAGAAGAAACCAGGCAGGGGUUUUAGCCAGGGAGGGGGGGAUUCUGUUUACCUAAGGGGAGAGAGCACCUAAUGGGCCUUUAGACCGCCAGAAUAAUUGCUCCUGGUAAAUAAUGCGCAGUAAAAGGCCAGGCUUUACUCUGCUUAAUUGAAAACACAAGACUGUGCUUCUCGUCUUCCUGAGUUUGCACACUUUUUUUUAUGUGUACACAAACAUCAGCACGCUUCUUCAGCAGGACUUUCUCCUUUUCUGGAUCCUUAGGUGUUCAGAGAGGCAGAGUCCUCCAGAAGUGAAGAUAAGAGGAGGUAAUAAUGUAAACAAGCACCUUAGUUAUUAUUUAGCUCAUAUAUCUUCAUUUAACAGUCGAUCUAAAUCCAACAUUUGCACUUUUUAAAAUUAAAGAUAAGGUUCAAACAGUCAACGUCAUAUCAGAUUUUCUCUUUACGAUUAUUGUGGCUGUAAAAAUCAGGAUUAUUCUUGCAAUAUUUGUGGAAAACUUUUAAUCAAUUGAUUGAUUGAAGUUUAUUUUGAACAUAUAAAAAAGUCAAGAAAGUUAUCCAUGUUCAAAAAAGAGUCAAGACUUAUCUAGUCCCACCCCUUCUCCUACACUAAUGAUUUAUAUGUAUCGUAAUAUUAAAUAAUAAUAUUUAUCAUCAUCAUAAUAAUAACAAUAAAAGCCUUAAUGGGGCCUUAAUUAAAAUUAGAUUCUGGGCCUCUCUAUUUCUGCCAAUAAUACUGACUGUUGAUCAUUCACACACCUUCACAAAUCUCUUUGAUUAACAUUCCAUGACAUGCAAACAUACCUUAAUAUUUUUUAUUUAUUUAUUUAUUUUGAUUGCUCUUGGGGGCCCCCUGUUGGCCGCGCUUAUGCCUCGGAUCGGCUCUGAUCACCACAGUGAAAAUAACAAAACAAUAAUGAUAAUAAUAAUGAUGAUAAUGACAAUGAUAAUAGUAACUAAGAUUGUACGUCCCUGUUUCCUGUGAAAACAUAUUCUUUAUAUUUUGUUUUAAACUGUUAUUUUUUCAUAAACCGAACUAAUUAACACAAUUACCGCCCACAUCGUCAUCCAUUUCUGAUAUUAUUCAGAUUUAUUAGCGGCCCUGUGACCGAAACUCUGCAGGAGAAGAUAAAAUGAUUGUUUGUUAUGCCUUUAUUUUUCCUAUCUUGGGUUUUAAUUGCCUCAUUUCCUUUAUGCUACCUCCUUUAAAUUAAAAGUUACAGAAAUUAAUAGAAAUGGUGCGUCAGCUAGCUUACUGGCAGUCUGUCACGUCUUCUUCGUCACAAUGCCAAUUUACACCACCAAACACAUACUCAUUAUGAUUAUUGUGCAGCUUUGAUUCAUAGAUUCAUAAGACUAAUUGUUGCUCCUCUUGAAGCUCCCACUCUUGGACACCUCUUUUUCUAUCAUGCAUAUGCAGUUUAUCAACAUCAGCAUGUUUCUGCGCUGGUUUUCCCCCUCUUGGAAAGCUCUCAGCCUUUUGUUUCUCAAUCUUCCUCUCCCACUUUGGCUCCACGGCCUUAAUCAUAUCAGAGCCAGAUUGCGUAGGUCCAUCGUUUCUUUUUUUUUUUCUCGAUAUCUUUUUACAACCUCUCCCCGCACAGCUUCACGUUAAAACAGCAGCUGGAAUCCGUCCAUGACCAUCUGCUGCUGACUGCAAACCCGGCGCUGGUUCUUCUGACACCGAGAGGAGGAGAGCGGCGAGCUCAUGGGCUCUUAAAGCAGCUGCUGCUUCCAGAUUCUUAUCCUCGCACUAACAAACUGGAUGGACUGUUUUGGAAACACAGGGUUAGAGUUUCAUUGCUCUGCUGAAACUAUUUUAAUGAGAAAAUUAGAGGUGGAAUAAAAACAACGGUAGGUAGCUGCUAUCAAUCAUGCUCCCUCCUUUGCUUUCUUUCCCCUCUUGAGGGUUUUUUCACUCUUUUGUUUUAGCAACAAUGAAUCAGAGCAGAGGAAAGUUGAAGCAAUACGUUGAGUAAAAUAAUCACUUCAUGAGGAUAGACUCUGUCCUGCAGCCCCGUGAUAACACAAAGUGUGGAUGUAAUGCCAGCAGAGUGUGCCUGUGUGUGUUAUCUGCAGGCCCGCAGCAUGUUGACCCGUGCAGCUCCCACAGGUCACCGCAUACCGCGUGCAGCGAUAGCCACAUCCUGCGCAGGGGAUGUGCAUUGAUAACAUUCCACAAUCCUGCAGUUAAUUCCCUUUAAAUUUAUUUUUUACCUUCCAAUGUCUCGUGUAAAAACACAAGAGGGUGUGGGUGGGAUGGAAAAAGUCAACUUCUGCCACCCGACGGUGCAGAAACAAAAAUAGGUCUCAUAUUCAGGUACCGGAGCGGGUGAAUUCCUGCCAUUUAUUACCAUCUGGAUGUCACAAGAGUGGCUGGAAACACUCAGGUAGACUGUGUGUAGUUUUAAUAUUUAACACAAUGAUGGAGGACAGUUUUACUAUUAUUGUGAUUCAGUAAUUUUUCAACUUAUGUCUUCGAUAUGUUAGUUUGUUGCCUUUUGAAACAGGUGGGAACUUUUUCUCUUUUUGACUUUAACUGUGUUGCUACUUUCAAUGUUAUUUUAAUAUUUUGUAGGUAAUUUAACCUACAAUAUCUGCCGUUUACUCCACACAGAUUGAAGGAAGCGUAGUUAAAUGGUCACAGACCACAACCCUUAAGGGGACUAUUUCCUUUCCGCUUCGCUGCUGCGCUGCGUUUGCUUUCUUAGCACUAAAAGCCCAACUUUCCCUUCUAUCCGUUGUAACGGGAGAUGUUCCCAAGCUCCUAAUUUCCUGCUUGUUUUCACAGAAAUCCAACCAGCUAGUGUUAAGGUGAGAAAACACUUCAGGAACAGUCAAAAUCUAUCCAACUCAGGACUGCAUCGUCAAACUGUUUGCCAAUCAGUGAGAUUACAUCCAACUUCUUUAGUCCUCCUGCAGGUUAAUCCAGUUAUACGUUGCCGUGGCCAUUUAUUUCAUUAUUUUAUCUCAUACUUACAACUUAAACUCCAUUUUCUCGAUGGUUGUAAUGUGUCUGGUGAAGGUGGAGAAAACGGGCGUUUAUUAGCGACUUAGUAGUAACCCCAAAAUUCAGGCACAACCUAGACCAAAACGUCACUUACGAUAAUUCUCUCUCGGUUGGAUCGCGACAACAUCCAUGGGUAACAAAACAGAGAGGGGCACCGCCUUGUGGCACUAUUUGGUACUGCAGAAGCAUAACUCGAUUCUGGCUGUUAAGCUAAGAUACAAGAUUGAGUAACUCGAGUCUCCUGUUCAAUGCAGAUUGCACAAAAGGUUUUGUACUAUCCUGUCAUACGAAUAAGAGCAAAAACUGAUUAAAUACACAUAAUAUUAAGUGUGGUUUAGCGUGGGAGUGGAUUUCUUAGCUUUAGUUUUCCAGGGUAUUUUUCACUUGAUUUCAACGACCUUUCUUUAAACCUUUACAGGAAAAAAAGGUUGAAUCUUCUCUAAUUGAGUUAGUUACACAACUGAAAGUAUGUUGACAGCAGCUCCAGGAAUAAGUCAUUUUUACAGCAGUAACUCCAAGCAUGAUCUCAUAUCGUCUUUUUCUUGAGUUCUUCCAGGUUCAGGCGUCACAGAUUGAACAAUUCUUUAGAAAAACUACAAAUUAAUUUAAGAAAUAAUACAUUUUGGUCGCAUUCUUGUCUUAUUUAAUUCCUUCCCAUCAGCCACUGAGAGAGUCCUCCCCGUCUUCAGCAUUUCUCAUUUUGCAGAAUCCCCCGAGGGUCCUUGAAACUUCAGGAAUUCCUGGCUUAACUCGCGGUGACGUCCCUCCUUUUAGGGAAUGAAAGACAGGGUUGAGAGGGAGACUUUAGGGUCUUCUGCGCACAUCUGGAAGCAGAAAGUAUGGAUCAAGACCAAAAGGAGGGUGUGUUUCAUUACUGCAUGACAGCCAAGGUGUCGUCUCCGCGGUCUGGGCGGAGGUUGAACUCAAAUCUCUAGAGUUGGAGCUGACGUGUUUCCCCUUUUUGCAUGAUGUCAGAAGCCUCACAGCUAUCUGACAGUACAACACAUGUGCAGGGAGAGGAGGGGCUCCCUAAGGAGAAUCAGUGCAGCUGCUGUCCCCUGUUUGUACUCCGACUGCGCCCAUCUAGUCUGGUGCAUGUUUGCUUCCACUGUGAUUUUCCUUAAGGUCCCCACCCUGAGUUUGGGCGCUGGAAUCGAAGGUGCAAUGAAAGAUGGAUGAGAUGAUCGGGCUGAGAAUUAACAUCCUAACAGCCUAUCUUAAUAAAUGUAAACCCUUCAACCCCCUGAUUGUGUUUCUGUAGUUCUGGCUUUAGCCUCGGUUGGUUUUGAGAGCUCUGUACUCACUACAGUCGUGGUCAAAAGGAGAUUCCAGAGCAAAGCAGCAUCUUUAAAAGCAGGUCCAACAAAAACAAGAGCGGCAGACAAUCACAGAAUAAUAGUAGCAGAAGUUUUUGUGACCCUGGCCCGGCCAAAAUAACACAUGGGAAUUUAGCAGCUGUUCAGCAGCGGAGACGCUCAAACCAAGACGUGUGCAGCAGGAGUGGACCUAGAGCUAGGUUUCAAACUGAAUGUAACAGCACUUUCUCUGAUUUGUCAAGUGUUUCCCGACAAAAUAAAUGUUUCACACAAUGUAAGAAAAACUAGAAAAGAUGAUUAUUUUUCCCUCUGGGGCCCAGAAUGAAGACUUCAGUCAUGUUCAGCAAUGUGAAGUUUUCUGCAGAUGUGAAGCUCUUCCAAGUACCACCUCUUACUGCUGACCUGGUUGUUAAACUCAGCAAAAACUGGAGGGAGGGAGAAAAGCUUUAAAAAAGUGCUGCUACAGACACUGAUCUGCCUCUAUAUCUGGCAUACUUUGCAUUUUAGAACGGCAUAUUAGUUCCACAUGAAUAGGAUUUUAAGUGAUAAAAAUUGUCAUGCAAGUGACUCUAAUACAUCAAACUUUUGGUAAUCUUCAGCAUUGGUUUUUUUAUUAUCACACUGUCAUGGCUUAACCCUCGAAGACUAUCGCUAAAAUCAGUAACACCAUCACUAUCACCGGGUGAUUUUUACCUGAAAUAAUAUACCGAACACAAAGUACUUUUCAUCAAAAAAUAUCAAAAUAGGACAAUACAUGACAAAUUCAAGUAGUUUUCUUUUAUUUUUAACUGUGUAAUGUCCAAAGGGAGGGAGGAAAAGUGCCAUGAGGCAACAAAAUAACUGAAAUUAGGCAUUCAUGAAUAAAAAAAUCCUAAAAAUAUAUAUAAACUGUAAACUUAGUUUCUUUUCCACCCAUUCCUGGGGCACGUGACUCUUCCCUGGUGAAGACUCAGGGUCUUUGGCACAAUAACAGCUGCAGGAGAGAGAACCUAAACAUGGCAGAUUGUAAAUGUUCAUGUUUACAAGCUGCAGCAGAUGGCUGUUCACCAAAAGUUUGGUUCUGCUCGAGGUUUCUGCCUGUUGAAGGAAGAUUUUCCCAUCCUGUUAUAGACAAGUGCUCCCACAUGUUGGGCAUACAUGUUGAUACCCAUAAAUAAUGUUAGAUAAAGUGGUUGAGACCUGCUAGGUAACAUAUUCUAGAUAUUUGGGCUGUGCAAAUGUUAAAUUAUUGACUGGCUAAUGGACUGAUAAUGAUCUAUAUCUCAAUAACAAAGUCUUACAGAUGACUACUUAAAAAAAAGGACAUAUUUAUCAAAUCUUUCAUGCUUAACUCCCUCCAUCGUAGUUUCUCACAGCUCCUCGUUCCCCAGCUCUGUCAUUGGGUGUGUCUUUCAGCGGACGAGUGGGAGUUCGAAGGCUUUCCCCCUCGGUGACGAGGAGGGUUGACAGCAGGCUGUCUGAGAAGAACAGGACUAUGUGUAAAAUAACACGACUUUCAAAGCAUCUUCACUUCUCUGAAAUGAUGAUAAGACGGUCUCUCCCUGUGUCUUAUCAUCGUACUCCCCUGAGUUCACUUCAGACUGGAUGAAAUAACUCGAUCCAACACUCAACAGAGAGAUUACGCCUGAGAUGCAUCAGCGUCUGAGCUUUUAAUGUGUCUGAGAUGAGAUUUACUCGAGCAGUAAGAGAUGUAGUUUGGUGAAGGUCUGCCAACUUUAUAACAGCCUUUGUCAAUCCAAUCCUGUGUAUUUCUAAUGUAGUAAGUUGUGAAAUUCUCAACAGGCUUCCAGGAGAUUAGCAUCUCUUUAUUUACGAGCCUGAUAUCUGAUAUGUUUACAGUGUUCGGGCUGCUUCAAUUCCCCUGAUAUUUAAAGUUGGGAUAUGAAGAACAGCUUGGUUUGCUCGCUCGGUAGUUUCUGCAUUCCAGCAGCGUGUCAACAACACCACUUGUGGUCGUGUAAACCUUCACAGGCGAAGCAAAACAAUAGUUAGUGGCUUUAGGACUCGAAGCAUCAACCGACAUUUUUCAUCCCCUGAUGCAAUACCCCGCCUAAGACCCGCUUUUACGCUGCAGCAACCACAGGCGAAGAAAUGCCGCUUCGAACCUGACUCUCAGCUUUCUUGGCUCAUCUUGUUUCCUCUCUUUAAUUCGUGAUUUAGUUACUUACAUCUGGCACUGAAGCUACAUAACCACACACCACGUUUAAGACUGGAACACCCAGGCUGAGAGCUCGAAGGAGGACAGCCAGAGCAGGAAAUCCACAUGAUGUAGUUCAGUAAGAAGGACGGGAAAGAGGGAACUCAGAGGUUACGCUGACUGCAGCCUCGACCUUGUGCUCUCCUCACCUGUCAGAAAGUCUCCAGAGAGGGAGAGCUGUUGUGUUCAUAGACCGACCGGGAGUGUUAUGUAUGUUCCUCUGUGUUUGUGUUGAGUCUGGAGGUCCUUCGGCUUCGUGUUGGCGCUGAGGGGCCGCGCUGGAAACACACCGACAUUACUCACAUGGUCGUCUGAAGUGUCUUUAUCCAAACUGAUUGAGUGUUACUGUGUUUGAACUUUAGUUUCAGCCAACAUGUGCUCACAUUAACACGUUAGAGAGGAUUCAGUGACCUGUGAUCCUAAUCAUAAGAUACUACAACUUUUAACAUCACUUCUACCAGUGGUUGCAGCUUCUUUGCAAAAAUACCGUAAAACUUCUAAUAGAGGCCACUCCCAAUUAAAGACAGUGAUAAUUUUUGGGUGCACAUUUUGACAAAGAUAGGUCUCAAUUCGAAACCUUUACACACUGUUUUCUUGGUGUCUGUUCUAUAAAAAGCUGUUUUUUCUUUUGCUUUCGUACUUCAUAUUUAUUCAAUAAACUGAAACAAUGAAAACCAAAUAUUUACCAGACAGAGUUGAUUACAAUCCUGUCUCCAAUUGACAACCAUCCCAAAAAGCAGAGCAAGUUUAUUGGUUGAAGCGAAUAAAAGCCUGGGCUACCAAUUGUUCUCACCAGCUCUGCUGCUGUUGCCUGGAUUGCAGGACAGCAUCCUGUCCUGCUUUUUCAUAUCAGACAUGAUUGGAUCUCUUCUCUCUUUCAUGUGUCGUCAGUUAACACCAUUAUUUCUUGUCUCUCAGGAACAGACAAAAACUUACCAUAUUUUUCACACUAUAAGGCGCACCUGAUUAUAGUAACUUAUAAGUUAAGUUUGUGUCAACAGGCAGAGUUGAAAGAUGGUGGACUUUUUGCCACUAACUCGUUUGGUUAAGUAGUUUCGACCAAUUAGAACACAAAAGUUCAGCCAGGUAAUGACUGAGGGUUUUUUUAUUCUUUGAGCGAAGUAGAGGCGGUUCACCGUGCACAACCAGCUACCAUAAUAAGUGUUGUUCUAGUCUUCACGCAGCAUUUUUUCCUCAGUCAUUAAAAACGCUAAAAUCGGGAACAUUUCCGGGGGCAGCUUUAGCCAGGAACAGGUCAUCCAAAUCAGGGACUACCCCUUGGAAUCGUGGAUGUCUCGUCACCUCUCAUCCCAUAACUGCCACUCUGUAUUUAAGGUUUCGUACGAGCAUAACGCGAUUAAAAUAGAAAUAAAAGGGAGAAGUUUUAAAAAUAGGAAUCAAAACCCAAGUACCCUAAAACUUCUGUAUUCGUUCGAUUUAUCAAUCACCUCCAACAUAACCUCAAGCUGACACUGGUGGUCUCCUGAUCGCUGCUGUAAUCGAAGGACUUUGGGAUAAGACAUGUUAAAGUUUAAUGUUAGCAGUGUGCACAUGCAUCUGUAUUUAUGAGCAUUAUGGUAAAUGUGGAAAGUGUCUUUUCUUGAAACACAAGGACCCAUUCAUUUGAAUUAUUUAUACUUCCACAUAAAUUGGUCAAAGCGUUAAAACAUAUGUAAUGAAGCUUUUAAUAGAAUACAUUAAUAUCUAAGCGGUGAGUGACUUUUUGUCCUCAUAAAAUCUUAAUAUGCGCAGAGGUGCCGGAUUAAUUUAUUGGCGAAGAGGCUGAAUAUUUUCUCCGAACAUUACUGCUCUAUUAAAUAUAAAAAGUUUGUUGUGUAGGGAGCUGUCCUAUCAAUUAAAGGGGGAAAAAAACGCCCAAAAAAUAACCGUUAAAAAAAGAAGAAAAAGUCAUAAAAGCUUCAGCCAAAGUCAGUUAGCUGUAAAACGAAACAUUAGGAUCUACGUCCAACCAGACCUGUUAAAAAGGACGAGAUUUGACGCCACAAUCCAUGACAUAGAUCUGGACUCAUUAGGCUGCUAUCAUGGUGGGCGCUCGCCAGCUGGAUGACUGUACCUUUUGUUGGGGUGCUAACAAUCCUGCUUAAUUCAGAGUGUGUUUGAGUCAGACAUGUUUAUAGGAUUGCAAAUUUGAGGUAAAUAUCCACAGCGGUGCAGCAAACACAUUUUUCUCUGAUUGCAGCAUAGUUUUGGUUAGGUUCGAGCUGUUUACACACUUUAUUGGUUUGUUUCCAGGAGGGGGAAAGUGGCGUUGGAUAAAUUAGAUUACCCUGCUGCUGUCUGUGUUAGCCUCGUAUUUAUACUAUGGAUCAGGUUUAGUUUGGCAGCUGGUGAUGCUGCUUUGGAUUCCUAGCUUUGGUUUUGCAGCAUUAAAAUGAAGUCCAGCUUUAAUGCCUGCCCUAUAAAAAGAUAGUCUACUAGAUAAACUGGAUUAACGGGUAUUUGCGAGUCAUGAUAUAAAUCUGAUGUUGGAUUUUUAAUGGUAGCCCGAGAAGGUUAAUCAUCCAUCCACCUUGGAAAACCUCAAAUGAACCCAGAGAUGUUUUCCUUCUUUUCCUAACCGUCUUAUGCCUGAAAGGUUUUAGCACCACCCAGCUUAAUCCCAAGGUUAUUACAGAAACAUGAUCGCCGCCACAGGAGGGACGUGAAGUCAGGAGGCAGCGACCUUUUGACCGGGCUGUUUGUGUGCACAGGUUACAGACAGGGAGACUUCCCCCCAUCUGCGACUACUUAUUAAUAAAGACCACUGAGAACGGUUGAGCGUCUUUGUGUCGGUCGUGAGGUCGGGUUCACCUGGCCAAGCUUUUGAAAACAAACCUCACGCCCUGACCCGAAUGGAACGAAUAUUCCACCGGGCGUGUGCUGGAAACUUGAUCCCAAAAUACUCCACAUCUUUACCGUCCCUUUGUGGAUCUCUGCUUUUCUUUUGUUAAACUCUGUCUCCUAAAGUGACCCCUCAGUUUGAGGUAAAGACCAAGGUCACAUUACUGUCUGGUCAGGGUCAAGUUAGGGUUAGGGUGUAGUUAAGAACUUUCCCCAAGAACUGUUUGCUCUUUGAUUGCAGCAAUUGUUGAAACCACUAAAAAGGUAGUACUUCCCAAAGAUAUGGGAACUUUGAGAGGGGGGCUUGAAGAGGAUCUUUGAGAAACUGGUUCUUCAUUUCCAGAACCAGGGAGGAACAGUCUUUGAAAUGAUGUUGUUUCCCUCAAAACUACUGUCUUAUGAAUUCCUGCUCACACAAAUGAUUCAGAUUAGCAUUCACCCGACAAAUCAAUACUCUAGAUCUAGACUCAGGCCGUUUUUACAUUAUUUAAAGGGAUAUUUCGGUGUAAAAUUAUUUAGGGUCAAACACACCGUAACACCGAGUUAGACACCCCAACGAGAGAUGAAUGUUGCUGAUUGCUUCCUUUUCUAGUUAUACCAACCUUAGUAACGGCCGCACGAUAGCAAUACACAGCGGUUUGAGGAGUCAUAAACAAACCUCAACCAAAACGCCACUCUAUAGCCACAAAUAAUGCUCAGAACAGCACCUAACUUCAUCAACAGGACAUAUAGGGUCCAAGCCAUAGUACUAGCCACCAAACAUCUUUUUAAAUUAGCCUUAUUUCAUUAACAAAGAGACUAAACACAACUCACCUACUCUCUUACAGCAGCCACUUGUUUGUAGCGAGACCUCGGGCCAGUCCAUUACGGACCACAGCGGGGUGACGCAGCUCAAGGAAGAACAUUUAUGAUCAUUUCUUCAUGGAAGUUCAAUCAGACCGAGACGCUAAGGCAGAAGAACUACUGUGUCUGCAGUGCAAAAUGGUUAAUAUGAUGAUUCUUACUUUAAGAAAAUGAUAAAGAAAUUCUCAUAAAUGUUCUUCCUUGAGCUGCGUCACCCCGCUGUGGUCCGUAAUAGACUGGCCCGAGGUCUCGCUACAAACAAGUGGCUGAUGUAAGAGAGUAGGUGAGUUGUGUUUAAUCUCUUUGCUAAAGAAAUUAGGCAAUACUAGAAAGAUGUUUGGUGGCUAGUGCUGUGGCUAGGUCCCUAUAUGUAGGUUUGUUUAUGACUCCUCAGACCGCUGUGUAUUGCUAUCGUGCGGUCGUUAUGAAAGUUGGUGUAACUAGAGAAGCAAGCGGUCGGCAACAUUCAUCUCUGGAGUGUUAUCGUGUGUUUGACCCUGAAUUAAUUUUACCUCGGGAUGUCCCUAUAAGCGCAGUCCUGUUAUUUUUUCAAGCAUGGGGCUAGCAGGUUGCUAAAAUUACGUGAAAUGAGUCUGAUUAUGUCCCAAACCUUGAAUCCUGUGUGCAUUAAAAGCAUUAAGUCAACAUCUUUAACUGUUUCAUGUUGUGUUUUUUGGCAGAUGGUGUAAAGUGUCAAGAUCCUACAGAUGCACCUGCAAGCGAUGCUCCAGGUAAGAGCUUUGAUCAGACUUUAGUACCAGAUUUAGGUUUUUACAGUGAUAUCGCUAUUCAUGCACUUUUGAUUUGAAGAUAUUUGUAAUUAUCAGAUUAUAUUUCUAAAUAUACUGCAAACUCUACCUUGAAGUAAACAUUUUAAUAGCCGCCAUUAAAGCGAGUGUCUGAAACUAGCUAAAGUAAACAGCCAUACACUUCCUAGCUAGCAUAAUUGUCGAUACUGUUACACAAAAUUAUAGGUAAGGCAGAAAAUUUUAGCAAACAGUAACAUUAGCGUACCAAUGGUUAGUGAAUUUUUCCAUGUUUAAAACUCAAAUGAAAUAAUUGAUGAUUUUGAAGCCGCUAAUAAACAUGGCAGCUAACAUUUGCCUGAGUAAAAUAGCCUUGCCCCUGUUUUUCUGUUUUAGCAACGGACGGCUCAGCUGCCAGCGCAGCUCCAGACGCCUCAGCCGCUCCAGAUGCAGGUGCCGCCCCGACUGAUGCUGGAGAUGCUGGUCCUGCGGCCUCUGUUAUCCCUGAAGACGCGUUUGCAACCGUUAUAAGUCUUAUAAUGGAUUUGGAUAAAGGCGCCUCUGUGACCGACGCCCCUAAUGUUGACAACAAAGUCCCGACUGCUGCAGCUACAGAGCAGCCUAAAAUUAUAAAAGCAGUUGUGGUGAGUCUCUUUACAGUGUUCAGAUGGCGUAUCUCUUCUUCCUGACUUUUCAACAUCUGGGAGCCAUCAGCAUAAAACAACACCACUCAAAUAAAGACUAAACAUGUCAGAUUUUAUGCUGCCUAACAUUUGAACAGAUGUCUCUGUACGAAGCGUGUGUGUGUGUGUACCUUUGACUGAUGUUGUGGUUACCUUUCUUUUAUGUCCCUGCAGCCUGAUGUGAAGUGUGUUGGAAAGGAGGACAUCUCAGAAAGUGCCGUCAAGCUUUCAGUGGAAACGACUGACUGUGUGAGUAAGAAUUUAACCCUGUAUGACUGUCAGGGUAGAUAGGUCCUGCCUCUGAUUGGCUGAAAUGCUGGGCUCCCAUUGGUUAUUCCUUAUAGCUGUGAAGCGUCAUCGUCUGUACAGGGCCGACAGCCUGCGCUCGGCCUGAGCAUGUGAUGACAUUUCACAGCCAAUCAGAGGCGAAGGAGGCGGGACAUUCUCCUACCUUCCUUCGAAAAAAAAUAUUGCUACCUGGACUGAUACCUGGUUAUGCAUCAUUUAGAAAACAGUGAAACUAAAGUGAAGGCUGAAUACUAUUUCAGUAGUGUCUUAUUUCACCAUAAUGUGGAAACUUAUUUCACACAUUUGUGCCUGAAGGUAAAUAUUGGAGGCAAAACUCAUCAGUCUGCAAACAACAGAGUAGAAAAGAAGGGAAGCUGCAGUCAAAAAGCUUUUGUUUUUAUAAAGAAGAGCUUUUCUUUGAAUAAAAAACUCUCCAAAUUGAACGUUUUUCCCUGUAAAUCCAAGUUUUUUUGCAAAUCGAAAAGUUUGUGCACUUUAGAAUUCGAAUAUUUUGUGUGCAGAACAAUUACCGUAAAACCUGGAAUAUGAGUUAUCCCUGUGUAUGAGAUACAACUUGUUUUAGUUGGCCUCCCAGAAUAAAAAUCUGGGUGUCUGUGUGCAGAUUUGCAUUGUAUUCAGCAAUGUGCAGUUUCCAUGACGAUGUGAAGCUUUUGCAGGUUUAAUUAGUUAGCCUACUGUGGCGCUGAGAGGUGCAUUCAGACCUCAAAUUUGGGGUAUUACUAUAUCAUAAAGUAUGACUGCAGAUCUACAUCCUUUCUUCACAUAUUUAUUUGUUAUUUUUUAAUGAAUCUGACAUUUUUUCCCUUUCAAAUUAAGAGUUUAAUAGCAUUUUAAUCCAAAUAAGAUGCAUUUGUACGGUAUGUCCCUGGGAUGUAACUUACAACUUCCAGCACUGGUCCCAUACGAGAAAAAACAACUUUAUUUGCAACAAAAAAAAAAAAUUCUCAUCAACAAAUUUGCUCCAGCUGCAGAGAGAGAAGUUUUGCUUUAAAAACUAUUCUGUUUGAUCGAGUAAUGAAGACAGAAAAGAGACACAAGAGGUCCAGAAAAAGUGGCUUACUCUGCUGGAAAAGAAAAGACGAAUGUGUUUUAUAGAGCUACAGUUGGAAACAUGGACUCGAUAAAGGCGGAUCUUUUCUCAGACAUUCCUCAGCCGCUGUAAAUCAUGAGGCUGUGUUUGUGGCGGGAGACAAAUGAAGAGGAGGGCUGAUGUUUCCUCUCUGACUUUAGUGUCUGCAGGACAAAAGGAGGAGUAGUGAGGGUGUGGAUGCACAUGGAUGUGUUUUUCAUGUGUUUAACUCACAACAAAAUACUCCAAACUUUACAUAACAUCAAUUUCUAAAACCGCUCGUGCCUCCAGCUCAUCAAAUACUAAAUGUUUAAAUUGUGCAGUAUGCUAGUCCAGGUGCACUGAGAGGAAGCAGCAGGUCAAAUCCCGGUCCAAAUACUCCACUGAGCCUCUAUACGGGUUGUUACUGUAUCAUCAAGAGAGCCAACGCCAUCUGCAGAAGUCAUCUAUCCAACUCAACCUGAAACUAGUACUACAGCGCCAGAAUACUUGGUUUAAAAUACAUGUCGACAAGAAGAUUUAGCAAAAGAAAGAGAAGGAAUAAGAAGAUUAUUCUCUUCGGGAGAGAGGGAGUGAAAGUCCUGAAUCACUGGAAGAAGUGUAAUAAAACAAAGAUGCUCUGAAGUAGUGGAAAACAAAAAGAGGUUUGCUUAAUACUCCUGCAAAUCCCCAGCCGUCAGUGAUUAUGUAAGUCACUGUCUAAUAUGACAGAAAAUAAAAAACAUGCUUCGCUCUCUCUCCUUUUUUUUUUUUGCGCAUUAUUCCAUUAUCAAAUUAAAUCUUAGUUUUUUUAUUACAUGUUUUAACUCAUCUGAACUCCAACUAUAAGGCUGCAUAAGGUGACACAAAGCCAAGUCUGAGACAAUGCCGAAUUCCUGAGAUUAACAUGUUAUGGGUCACCAGUGACAUGCAAACAGAUGGAGAGGGGAAGAGGCUCCAGUGGGGUGAUUCUGCCGGAGAUUCUUCCUCCCCACCUCAAAUAUUUGGAUGUUAAAGCAGAGUCCAGCUGUGGGCCCACUCCCUACUAACUUAGGAUUCGGGGGUUUUGCUCUUAGUGGUCUUCUGGGAACACUGAGAGCUGUCUGGAUCACAUUACACGAAAUGAAAACAGUGUUCCCAAAGUCUCUGAGCUUCAAAUUGUGCAAUGAGGUGAUAUCAUAGUUCAGGGCUAAGGUGGGAAAAAAGAAGGUGUGGUCAGCGAGUUUUCCAUCCAACUUGCGUUUUGUCUCCAUUACGCACACGAGGCCUUGCAGCGCUGAUGACAAGUGAGGUAAAACUCAGGCAGACAUCUUAGUUUGAUCACCCAGAAGAGGUGAAAACAGAUUUGCAGUUCCUCUGUGAAACGUGAUUUUUGUCCAGGCUUGUCCAGAGCGUAUUUAAAAGAUUGUCAGCAAAAGUAUGAGAUUUACAUCCCUCGCUCUUCUUCUUCUACAGGAAGCAACAAAACGCAUCAUCCAGGACAAUCCUGCCGGCUGGUGCAACAAAGAAAACUGUAAUCUAGAAAUCACCCAAGACGGCAAAACACUGAAAGCGACGAGUGACGACGGUGCGUGUUUGUUUCUUUUCUUUUGGGUUUCAGUGAAAACCAUUACUUGUACCUGAUGAAGUGAAAUAAUUGGUACUUUUCCAACAUUUGUCGCCCCUGCAGCCAAGUUGAGUACCUUGGCUGAUGUGUUCCAGAGCGCCGCAUUGAAAGAAAAGGUACUAGAGAUUUAACGGUUGUUUGCUUGAAUAUAAUCAUGUUGUGGUUGAAUUACUACGAAAAAAACAGGAAGUACUACCUUCAUUUUAAGACCUGCAACCUUGAAUCCAAUGUCCUGAACUCGCUCUACAGUUAAUAAAACUUGUUUAUAGCACAGUGUGUACUUAAUACUGUUGGUACCAUUAUGUUUUGGCUGUCCAUUUGGAAAAAUAGAAAAGUGAACAGAAAAUGAUGAAAUGUCUGCAACCAAAACGAUCAAACUGCAACUUUUAUGGUCACAAAGGAAAAAAAGAAAACUCUUAAAUCUUUUAUUCAAAGGUAUAGUUUAGUAUUUAGCUGAACAGAUUUGGUAGAAAUAAAGUAAAUAUUCAUAAGUACAGCAAGGGAGCACCUCAGUCAACUGGUAAAUAUUCAAAUUUUACAUACUGUACCUUUAAGAUCCUGAGACGUCAUUUACUCUCAAUUCAUGAGCAUCUGUUAAACUAUGGGAAAGUUUUAUUCACAAUUUACCAGACAGAUGUCAGCAGGAUGAGAUUUUCUAUCAGAAGCAUGUAAAGGACAAGAUAAGCAAAAACUGCUUUGUCCACAGGGGGCGCCAAAAUUGACACAAACUAAAGUUCCUCACAGGAGCUUUAAGUUAUCAAGGUAAAAUUCAGAUAUAAUGAUGUACCUCGCCUCUUGAGACUCUUGCUGCGUCCGAGUUACCUCGAUAGUCAGAUGUCCGAGUUAAUAGCGUUUCAGUUACCAAGUCCGACGAAAGUAAAAUCGGCUCCAGAAACAAGAUGGCUACAUCUACGAAAGUUAUCUUAGCACUUGCCUUGUCCUUGCUUAUAUUCGGACAAGGAAAGCGCUAAAUUAACUUUUGUAGAUGUAGCCAUCUUGUUUCCACCUCCGAUUUUGCUUUCGUCGGACUUAGCGCUGGCAACACGGGUGUGAUGUCUUUCCCAGCUCAGACUUCUGACUUCCAAGUUACUUGAACGCAUCAUCAACUCCACCCCCUCCAAUGGGAUGAAGUUUAAACUACGGAAGGAACUGUGUGAAAAAACAACCACGAAAAGUUUAGGGUCUCACAGUUUUGAAAUUUUGUGGACUUUUGGAGUAAAAAUGCUCAGACUUUUUCUCGUGCCCACGCCUUAAAAUUUCAUCUCUUGUUCUUGCAGCUGGGCGUGACAAACGUUGAGACCCCGUCCUCAUCAGGUUCCUCUGUCCUGGCGGGAAUCCUGGUCAGCGGUCUGCUUGCCGCCAUCGGAAUCACCAUCGGCUACUUCAAAUGUCAGCGCAGGGGUGACUCCAAGGCAGUGAAGCUGGUGAGAAAAUCCUCUGUACUGUAAUAAACUGUGUGUUUCCUCAGCAGACCCCACUCACCGACUCUCUGGUUCACGUGUCAAUGCUAAAUCUACAGGAAUUAGAUUAUUUAUGAAGUGACUAGUUUUACUUUUCUGUUGUUUCAUUUUGAAACCAAUGAGAGCGGCCUACCUCACGACCUGAAGGCGUUUUAUCAUGCAUGUGUAAUUGUUUCGCCCUGUGUUUGGAGGUUUCUGCAAUCACAUCUCCCAUUAGAGACUCGGUAACACCAUGCAUACCCUUACUCGGGCAAGGUUCAUGUUUUACUACAUCUGAAAUCAAAACAGCACUGUUUCCUUCCCUUGGAGUGGAGUGCCGCCAAGGUUUUAAUUAGGGGAGCGCUGCUGGCCGGCUAUCACAGAAAAUACAGAGAGUGAGAGAGAGAGUGAGAGAGUGUGUUAUCCAGAGACCCACGCCCUGCUCUGUGCUGCCUUCAUCCUCUGCUGAGCUCACCGUUUCAUCUAGCAGCCAGACACAGCUGUAGUGCAACAUACAAACCACAUUAGAGGACGUGUUUGUGUAAAAUAGUACGAGAGUGGAUACAAUAGUGUGCAUGUGGCUUUAUUUAUGUGCUUCUUUUGGACAUGCAGCACAGGUAUCAGUUUCAUUUUCCUCCUGAUGCAAUGAAAUUGAGUAUUGAGCCGUACAUUUAUAACACUGUUGGUACAUUCUGGGUUUUAUAAAAGCUGAUGAAGUUGUGCUGCUGAGCCUCAUGCAUAAAUGUACACAUCUGUGUUUGUUUGGAAAGUCCCAGAUUUUUUCCCAUGCAGAGGAUUGUUGCAGAGGGCAUACCUCAGUCCAUGCAACAACAAAGUUUAUACAGUGAGCUCUGUGUGUGUUUUCUGUAGUUGAGGGGCUCAGUGGAAGGAGGUUGAGCUUGGUGCAUUUAAAGGGAUAUUCUGGCGUAAAAUUGAGGUAGGGUCAAACACACCAUGGCACAGAGUUAGACACCCCCUCCAGAGAUGAUUGUUGCCGACCGCUUGCUUCUCUAGUUAUACCAACUUUAGUAACGACCGCAUGAUAGCAAUACACAGCGGUCUGAGGAGCCAUAAACAAACCUCAACCAAAACGCCACUCUAUAGCCACAAAUAAUGCUCAGAACAGCCCCUAACUUCAUCAUCAGGACAUGUAGGGUCCCAGCCAUAGUACUAGCAACCAAACAUCUUUUUAGCUUUGCCUAAUUUCUUUAGCAAAGAGACUAAACACAACUCACCUACUCUCUUCCAGCAACUGCUUGUUUGUAGCGAGACCUCAGGCCAGUCUAUUACGGACUGCUGCGGGGUGUCGCAGCUCAAGGAAGAACAUUUAUGAUAAUUUCUUCAAGUAAAUGCAAUCAGACCGAGACGCUAAGGCAGAAGAACUACUGUGUCUGCAGUGCAAAAUGAUUAUUACGUGAUUGUUACUUCCAGGGAAUGAUAAAGUAAUGAUCAUAAAUGUUCUUCCUUGAGCUGUGUCACCCCACAGCAGUUAGUAAUAGACUGGCCUGAGGUCUUGCUACAAACAAGCGGCUGCUGGAAGAGAGUAGGUGAGUUGUGUUUAGUCUCUUUGCUAAAUUGGGCAAAGUUAAAAAGAUGUUUGGUGGCUAGUGCUAUGGCUGGGACCCUAUAUGUCCUGUUGAUGAAGUUAGGUGCUGUUCUGAGCAUUAUUUGUGUCUAUAGAGUGGCGUUUUGGUUGAGGUUUGUUUAUGGCUCCACAGACUGCUGUGUAUUGCUAUCGUGCGGUCGUUACUAAAGUUGGUAUAAGUAGAGAAGCAAGCGAACGGCAACAUUCAUCUCUUGAGGGGGUGUCUACCUCAGUGUUAUGGUGUGUUUGACCCUUAUUAAUUUUACACCGAAAUAUCCCUUUAAUAAAAAAGUCUUGCUAUGUAAAUAGAAACAACACUUCCUUUAGGCACUCUUGGCUCUUAAAGGGAAUGAGAUGUUUUGUUUGUUUUGAUUUAUUUUAUACUCCAAGCACAGCUUUUGAAUAACUAAGAGACUUUAGGCUCAUUUAUGCUUCAUCUUAGAUACACACACAUAUGGACUCUUGCAUGUGUAAUCUCGAGUUUGAGGAAACUCCCGCUUAGAUUUAAAUCAUGACCUGAUCCAUGCUCUGUAAUUAAGAAGUAGUCGUCAUGAUUUAGAGGCUUGUGCGGCCGUGUUACAUAAACUUUCAUCGCUGACAGAUUCAUAUCUGCUGUGUUUGCAGUCCGAGGAGGCCUAUCCAGCGGAUCAGGAGAACCAGGGGAACACUCUCGUAUCUGUGGCCCCCCUCAACCCCCCUCCAGAAACCCCGGAGAAACCCAGCGUGAACGGCGAGUCCCCUGAGGCAGCUAAGACCGAGCCUGCUCCCCCUCCCACCAACGGCACCUCCACCGCCAAGACAGCAGACACCGAGCUGUGA
Molecule: messenger RNA, 24185 nt
Organism: Xyrichtys novacula (pearly razorfish)
Lineage: Eukaryota; Metazoa; Chordata; Actinopteri; Labriformes; Labridae
Source: the annotation of a GenBank genome assembly